UUACGUUAGCUAACGGACACAACUUUAAGCAGCUAGCUUAGCUAACUUAGGAGGUGUUUAUAGGUUCGGCAAAUUAUCUCCUCAAUUGGCAAACUGCGAAGUCAUUCACCUGGAAAGCAGAAACACGGAUUUGUUUAGCUAACCUCGUCCUCUUCGUCUCUGUCGUUAGACAGAAAACGAAAUUAAUAUAUGCCCGCUAUCGCAUGAAGAAGGACAGCUCACCCUUUAGCUGUGUUUACCAUUUCAUUGCUAUGUGCGCUUACUUUCAUACAUGGCAGCGGGCGGCAGAUCGAAGUCACUCUGUGCAUUAGUGCAUUCAGCCAAACUGACCAACACCGCCCCUUCGCCCGGGCUGCCCCGGAGUUAAAAGUUAGUGCGGUUAUGAGAUGACGCAUGCGCAUCAGCGUCCAAAAUGUGGCAGCUAGGUCGACCUGGCCAGCGAUUAAAUCGGCUAUAUUCGAUAUCCAAAGCAGCGUGUGUCCAUAGUAGUAGCAGUGUGCUGACAGACAGCUGCUAUGAUGGGCUGUAUCCUGGACAUAUCCACACCACCCCCUUCCAGAAAGCCCUACUGGCUGUUGGGUCAGGUGUGGCUGCACUACAAAACCCCUACAGACACGACAUGGUUGCAGUGCUCGGGGGAGACAACAGGACACCUAGCGUUAAUAAAUAUCAGGACAAGAUGAGAAACGACCCCGAAGGCUACACAAUCCUUACAGAAAGGCCCAGGGAUCCGUCUUCUACACUUGAUCUGAACGAGAUGGCCUCUCUGCCUGACGGCUCUUUGGGGAGAGAAUACCUUCGUUUUCUAGAGGAGAAUGUGAAUCGUGACCCCCCGACUCAAGGGCAGACGUGAGGUUUUGUGGACGAUGAGGAGCUAGCGUACGUCAUGCAGAGAUACAGAGAGGUCCAUGAUAUUCUGCAUACCUUACUGGGAAUGCCCACCAACAUGCUGGGGGAAGUGGCGGUGAAAUGGUUCGAAGCUGCUCAGACGGGCCUUCCCAUGUGUGCUCUUGGAGCUGUGUUGGGGCCCCUUCGGCUGAAUGCAAGCCGCUUACAGUCGCUGUUCACAUCCUUGGGUCCUUGGGCUCUGCAGAAUGGUCAUCGAUCUCGCUGUGUCCUCAGCAUCUUCUACGAGAGACGAUGGGCACAAAGCAUCGAAGACCUCCGACAAGAGCUCAACAUAGAGCCCCCGCCUGUCAUUUUCACUGCUACCAACAAUAAAAACAUCUGACGAAGACAAAGAAAUACGAGGAACGAGGAAAUUGCCAAACUUUGGAAAUGUGAAUCAUUUGGAGUGAAGUGAUUUCAGCUGAUCACAUGUUUGGUUCGACAAGUCAUGUUCAGUCUCCACCAGUUGUUGAGAAAGUGUGUACUUGUAUGAAUUAAUUAAAAAAAUUAAGUAUGUUCGUUAUUAAA
Messenger RNA from Cyclopterus lumpus (lumpfish), 1416 nucleotides. RefSeq names its product coenzyme Q4 homolog (S. cerevisiae) (gene coq4). Gene Ontology annotation, cellular component: mitochondrion; mitochondrial inner membrane. The record is from RefSeq and is a predicted model, not a curated record. Gene Ontology annotation, biological process: ubiquinone biosynthetic process. Lineage: Eukaryota; Metazoa; Chordata; Actinopteri; Perciformes; Cyclopteridae.